This is a messenger RNA of Durio zibethinus, 1077 nucleotides long. Its product is annotated as chitinase 2-like. Lineage: Eukaryota; Viridiplantae; Streptophyta; Magnoliopsida; Malvales; Malvaceae. Gene Ontology annotation, molecular function: hydrolase activity, hydrolyzing O-glycosyl compounds. Gene Ontology annotation, biological process: carbohydrate metabolic process. The record is from RefSeq and is a predicted model, not a curated record.
AUGGAUCUUACUAAGCUUUUCAUUGCCCUUUUCAUUUUCCAAGCUUUGUUCCCCUUCCACAUGUCAAUCCAAGCAGCUCCAGCAGACUCAAACUCAAACCUCUUCCGAGAAUAUAUAGGAGCUGAGUUCAAUAAUGUUAGAUUCACUGAUGUUCCCAUUAAUUCAAACGUUGAAUUUCACUUCAUUCUCUCAUUUGCCAUAGACUAUAACACAUCAGGUUCUACUUCUCCAACAAAUGGACAGUUCAAUGUCUUUUGGGACUCUGAUAACCUUAGCCCUUCGCAGGUUUCUUCCUUCAAGAGCCGCCAUUCAAAUGUUAAAGUGGCCUUGAGCUUAGGAGGGGACAGUGUGGGAGAUGGCUAUGCUUACUUCGACCCUUCCUCUGUAGAUUCAUGGGUUUCCAAUGCAGUUUCUUCUCUCACAGAUAUCAUCCAAGAGUAUAACUUGGAAGGAAUUGAUAUCGACUACGAGCACUUCCAUGCCGAUCCUGACACUUUCGCUGAGUGCAUUGGGCAACUUAUAACAACCCUCAAGAAGAAUGGAGUAAUCUCUUUUGCUUCCAUAGCUCCAUUUGAUGAUGAUGAUGUUCAAAGCCAUUACAAGGCCUUGUGGAAGAGCUAUGGGCACCUCAUAGACUAUGUCAACUUCCAAUUUUACGCCUACGAUAAAGGAACAACGGUCUCUCAGUUUUUGAAGUACUUUAACACCCAAAGCUCUAACUAUAAUGGCGGUCAGGUUUUAGUGAGCUUUAUAAGUGAUGGGAGCGGAGGCUUGACACCAGAAAACGGCUUCUUUACUGCCUGCAAUAGGCUAAAGAGUCAGAACAAACUCCAUGGUAUCUUUGUUUGGUCUGCAGAUGACUCCAUGGGAAACGACUUCCGCUAUGAGAAGCAAUCACAAGCUCUACUUGCAAUUUCCCACUAGAAUUUGUUUCUUAUAUUUCUAUUCAGUCAAGGCCUUGCGAAAUUUUAUAAAAACACUGAAUAUGAAUUAGAGCCUAGGAGAUGUACCAUUUGUUCUUUACUAUAUCUGUAUUGCUUUCUGUUGAAUAAAUAUUUCAUAGAUCUGUUGUGUGGC